Python bivittatus (Burmese python) is the source of this 2732-nucleotide messenger RNA. It is a transcript of the gene SLC15A1, whose product is annotated as solute carrier family 15 member 1. Gene Ontology annotation, molecular function: oligopeptide transmembrane transporter activity. The record is from RefSeq and is a predicted model, not a curated record. Gene Ontology annotation, cellular component: membrane. Gene Ontology annotation, biological process: oligopeptide transport; transmembrane transport. Lineage: Eukaryota; Metazoa; Chordata; Lepidosauria; Squamata; Pythonidae.
CUCUUCCCUUUCCACCUCGGCAUUUGCCCCAAGUAGGACCGUCGAGAGCACCAACAAGGGCGGCCCCAAUGGAGAAAAGUAAAGGAAAACAUCGGUUUGGUUGCUUUGGCUACCCACUUAGCAUCUUUUUUAUAGUCAUCAAUGAAUUCUGUGAAAGAUUCUCCUACUAUGGAAUGCGAGCUGUGCUUGUCAUCUAUUUCAAGUUUUUUCUCAGCUGGGAUGAUAAUCUCUCUACAGCCAUUUACCAUACAUUCGUUGCUCUCUGCUAUCUAACACCUAUCCUUGGAGCACUCAUAGCUGACUCCUGGCUGGGGAAGUUCAAAACCAUUAUUUCCUUGUCCAUUGUGUACACAGUUGGGCAAGCUGUCUUGUCGAUAAGUUCCAUAAAUGACUUGAUGGAUGGUAAUCGAGAUGGUGUUCCAGAUGACACUAAAGUUCCCGUAGCUUUGUCUAUGAUUGGUUUGGCCCUUAUUGCUCUGGGAACUGGUGGGAUCAAACCAUGUGUAUCAGCAUUUGGUGGAGAUCAGUUUGAGGAAGACCAGGAAAAACAAAGAAGCAGGUUCUUCUCUAUAUUUUACCUUUCCAUUAAUGCUGGAAGCCUUCUUUCUACUAUCAUCACCCCAAUACUUAGAGGAGUGGAAUGUGGAAUUCACCACAAACAAAAAUGUUAUCCUCUGGCAUUUGGUGUUCCUGCUGCACUAAUGGCUGUUGCACUGUUUGUGUUCAUAGCUGGAAGUACAAUGUACAAGAAAGUUAAACCUCAAGGCAACAUCAUGGUCCAAGUCACUAAAUGCAUUACAUUUGCUAUUCAAAAUAGAUUUAAACAUCGCAGCAAAGUAUUUCCCAAGAGAGAGCACUGGUUGGACUGGGCUACCGAGAAGUAUGAUAAACGGCUUAUUACAGAGGUUAAGAUGGUCUUGAAGGUUUUGUUCCUGUACAUUCCUCUUCCCAUGUUUUGGGCCCUUUUUGAUCAGCAGGGAUCUCGAUGGACAUUGCAGGCCACAACAAUGGAUGGAAAUUUUGGUGGUAUUUCGAUUCAGCCAGACCAGAUGCAGACUGUAAACCCAAUUCUCAUUGUUAUCAUGGUCCCAAUUGUAGAUGCUGUGGUUUACCCUCUAAUUAAGAAAUGUCACAUAAAUUUCACGCCUCUAAGAAAGAUGACGGUUGGCAUGUUACUUGCAGCCUUGGCUUUUGUUGUUGCUGCACUGGUACAAGUGCAAAUUGAUAAAACUCUUCCAGUCUUUCCUUCAGAAGGCCAGUUUCAAGUCCAAAUAGUAAACCUGGGAAAUGAUACUGCAAAAAUUGCUACUGCUGGGCAAGAUAUUACCUUGAGUCCGUUUAAUGCGACAGAAUAUAUCACGUAUGACGUAAAAGAGUUAAAUGUUACUGUAUCAUAUGUAAGUGGAACUCUAACAGAAACAAUAAUUAAUUCGGGACAACAACGUCACACUCUUGCAAUAAAAAAUACACCAAGUACUACAGCAAUACCGUCUGUAGAUGGCAUUACAGAAAAACCAGAACAAGGAAAUAAUAUGAUCAGAUUCAUAAACAGUUUGGAUUCAGUUGUUAAUAUCACUAUGGGUGAUGUGGCCUUUGGAGAGGUGAUGAAUUUCUCAAACUACAUUGCUUUUCAAAGUGGGUCAGUCAAUAUUACUGCUCAAAUUGAUAAUGCGGUGUGUGAAGUUUCAUCCAUAGCAUUUGGUUAUGGCAGUGCUUAUAGUAUUAUUAUAAAAGGGUGUACUGGUGAUAAACUAGACAUCAAAUACAUUGAAGAUAUUCAAGCCAGUACAGUCAGUAUGGCAUGGCAAAUCCCCCAGUAUUUCAUUAUUACUUGUGCUGAAGUUGUCUUCUCAGUGACUGGACUUGAAUUUUCAUACUCACAGGCACCUACCAACAUGAAAUCUGUGCUGCAAGCUGGCUGGCUAUUGACGGUGGCCUUUGGCAAUAUCAUUGUUCUUAUUAUAGCUGGUGCUUCAAAACUCAGUGAACAGUGGGCAGAAUAUGUUCUCUUUGCAGCUUUGUUGUUUGCAGUUACUAUAAUUUUUGCUAUUAUGGCCUAUUUUUACACCUAUGUGGAUCCAGCUGAGGUUGAAGCUCAGUUUGCAGAAGAAGAACAGAAGAAGAAAGAAAAAGACCAACUGGAAAAGGAACAACAGGAAAAGAAACAAUUAGAAAAUAUUUAUGAAAAUGAAGUUGGAACUGAGCUACAGACUAAUAUGUGAAAAUAUGUUUCAAAUCAGAGUGAGAAUGUAAAUUAAUGCGCAGAACACUGCACCUGUAGUUUGAGAUUCAUAAGGGAUACUUUGUCGCUGGACAAGCUGUCUUACUGAACAGGAAUGAGUAACGAGCACCAUAAAAUGAAUACCGAUGCCUGUGGCUGAAGAUUAAGAAAUCAGUUCUCCUAUGAAGAACUGAGGUUUUCAUUUUCUUAGUCGACAGAAGGCUGCACUUGGAUAAAAUCUGAAUCUAAUUGCGCUUGGCCAUUGUGAAAAGACAUUCAAAGUAUUAUUUUUAUAUGUAACUACUUUAAUUUUAUAUGGAGAAGGCAAACACUCAUAGCAAUAGACAUUUAUGUCUCCUGCUAUACAUAGGCCCAAAGAUUUGCAAAUGUUUUGAUGCUGCAAUACAAAUAAUGAUCAUAUAUAUAUAUACACUUUUUCCUGGAGACUGAUCUGAGCCAGUUAAAUGUUUACGAUCAGGUAUUGCACUAAACACUUCUUCAUUUUCUGUCA